AUGAAGAUUCUUCUCUUUUUCUUUAUUCUGCUCUUUUGUUACUUCCUUCUUAUAGCCAAAAGGAAAUAUCCUGAGCAUGGUAACUUGGAUUUGAGGUGAGAAUGCAAGAGGGGUAAUGGUCAAUGUAGAAAUUAG
Jaculus jaculus (lesser Egyptian jerboa) is the source of this 135-nucleotide messenger RNA. RefSeq names its product defensin beta 110 (gene Defb110). The record is from RefSeq and is a predicted model, not a curated record. Lineage: Eukaryota; Metazoa; Chordata; Mammalia; Rodentia; Dipodidae. The transcript has 2 exons.